UCCUGAAGAGGAGCAGCGUCAAAGACACAAGAUGCCGAUACAAGUGCCGGCGUUCGGGGUGGGAGCUGCACUUCUCCUUCUCCUUCUGAUGCUCACACUUUUGCUCAUUUUCUACAAAUCUGCUGCCAGAGACAACACCCAAUACCCCAAUAGAAAAACACAGCAAGCUCAUUCCAGCAUAUGGCAGACCCUCUCUCAGCUUCUUCCUCCAUCUUCUUCUUCAUCUUGUUCCAUCCCAAGUCCUCCAAGCCACUUUCUUAUCGGCAACAUGAUGGAGUUUACUCACGACCAUCUGCCCAUUCACCUCACCCAUCUGGCACAACGCUACGGGGACAUCUAUCAGCUUAAAUGUGGAAACACUCGCAUGGUUGUUCUUAAUAGCAGUAAGGUCAUAAGGGAAGCACUCGUCAAGAAAUGGUCAGACUUUGCCGGAAGGCCCAUUUCAUUCACAGGAGAUAUUGUGUCUGGUGGAGGGCGCUCCAUCUCUCUGGGGGACUACAGUGACGAGUGGAGGGCCCAUCGGCGUCUGGUACACAGUGCUUUGCUGCGAUGCUGCCAACACUCUUUACAUGAGGUGGUUGAAAAGCAGGCAGCACACCUCUGCAAGGUUCUGAUGAGCUACCAAGGCAUUGCUGUUGAUCUGUCUGAGGACUUCACAGUUGCAGCCAGUAAUGUGAUCACCACAUUGACUUUUGGAAAAGAAUAUGACAAGAGUUCUCCAGAGCUGCAAGAGUUACACAACUGUCUGAAUGAGAUUGUCGCUCUGUGGGGCUCUGCUUGGAUUUCAGCCCUGGAUUCAUUCCCUUUGCUUCGAAAAUUACCCAACCCUGUUUUUUCCCGUCUCAUGAGAGAGGUGACCAAGCGAGAUGCCAUUAUUGGCAAACACCUCAACCUCUACAAGUCCCAAGACAAGAGACGAGAAGACACCAUCACCAGCUACCUGCUGCAGGGCCUCAACACUGAAAGCGGAGUGCUUCUGACAGACACUCAUGUUCACAUGGCCACUGUGGACCUUCUCAUCGGAGGAACAGAGACUACGGCAGCCUGGCUCAACUGGACCGUAGCUUUCCUCUUGCACCGGCCAGAGGUCCAGACUCAGGUCUAUGAGGAGCUGUGCACUGUACCAGAGGGUCACUACCCCAAAUACAGUGAGAGGCACAAUCUUCCCGUCCUGUGUGCCCUCAUCAAUGAGAUGCUCCGACUCAGGCCUGUUGCUCCUCUGGCGGUACCGCACAGAGCCAUCCAAGAUAGCAGCAUCGCAGGUUAUUACAUUCCCAAGAACACAGUGAUUAUUCCCAAUCUUUUCGGAGCUCACCAUGAUCCUGCAGUUUGGACUGAGCCGUACAGCUUCAAACCAGAACGCUUUCUGGAGGGAGGAGGAGCUUCCCCACGAGAUCUGAUCCCCUUUGGAGGGGGUGCUCGUCUUUGCCUGGGGGAGGCGUUUGCCAAAAUGGAGUUGUUUCUCUUCACAGCCCAUUUGCUCCGAGAUUUCCAGUUCGUUCUUCCUGACAGCGAGGCCCGUCUACCAGACUUUAGGGGUGUCGCUAGUGUUGUGCUCAAGGUCAAAUCCUACAAGGUUAUUGCACGCCCACGGUGUGUCAAUAGUAACUAAAGCUUGCUCAGCAUGUGCACUUCGGUGAGUGUUACCAUUAUGAAAUGUGCAAUUAUGUAUUCUGCACUUCUUUGUCCUCGCAAUGUGGAAUACGCAUAGAUGCCUUUAAAUACAAAUCUCCAUUGUCUCAUUCGAUAUCAGAUUAAGUGUAUUUUGUAGAAGUUGUUAUGUAGUUAUUGCAUUCGAUGUAAAGUUUAAUACUUGGGCUGUCAAAUGAUGAAACAAUUAAAUCUAAUUAAUCACAGUUUUCAAAUGAACGUGUGGGGAUGAUAUUGUGAUUCAGUCUGCCGUCAUAACAGGGACGUGUGGCUUGACAUGAUGCACAUGCGUUAAAUACGCAAAAUAUUUAAACUUUAAUUAAUGAAAUAAAUUAGUUACUGCCAUUAACGUGCUAUUUUUUAACAUGCCUAGUUAAUACAUUUUAUAACACCUGAAAUUUGAGUACAUUUUAGGAAAUAAACCUGCUUCAGUUUGAACUUUUGCACUGAUCAGUCUGGCAGCGCCACCCAGUGGACAUAUACUGACAUGGGGACGAAUGGAUGGAUUUAUGAACAUGCUGUAUGUUUGUACUGUAUAUACUGUAUAUUUUUUUAGCAAAAAACAUCACAGGACCUGGUUCCAAUACUCCAUGUCGUUUGGUUUGUUUGUUGUUUUUUUUUUUUAACUCAAUUUAAUAUUCUACUGUGUACAAUUACCAUUAAAAUGCUUGCUAAGAUAAGUCAAAAACUUAUGUUGAAGUAGUUUCCUUUUGCUGUCGCA
Messenger RNA from Dunckerocampus dactyliophorus (ringed pipefish), 2371 nucleotides. RefSeq names its product steroid 21-hydroxylase (gene cyp21a2). The coding region runs from base 32 to 1612 and encodes 526 amino acids. The record is from RefSeq and is a predicted model, not a curated record. The transcript has 12 exons. Gene Ontology annotation, molecular function: iron ion binding; heme binding; steroid 17-alpha-monooxygenase activity. Gene Ontology annotation, biological process: hormone biosynthetic process; progesterone metabolic process. NCBI's taxonomy places the organism in Eukaryota, Metazoa, Chordata, Actinopteri, Syngnathiformes, Syngnathidae.